AUGGUCGAACUUGAACCCCCCACAGGAUCCGGAGCAGACGCUUCGACGCCUGCCAAGACGUGUGAGGUGAGGCUCCCUGGAACAUCGGGCUCCGGAGUCCGCACCUCAAGUUGAGCGUGCUUCCCGGCCCGGACUGACUUGCAACUGAAUGUCGACCAUCAAUACCACCAGGCAUGCCAUCAAGGCUCGGUCCUACCUGGAACGCCGAAGGGAGUGAUGAGUGAGCACGAGUUGGGUGGGUUAAAGUAUUAUUUGGCCAAGGGAGAAGGGGAGGAGAGGAACAAGGUCAUUGUCAUGUGAGUAUGACGUAGGAGCACAUGUGGGGGAGAGUCUUAUCGUCCCCCGCUUGAGAGGGUCCCAGUUUCGGUUGUGAGACGGAGGCUGUUGAGGUUCUCUGGAGGCUGCUAAUUCGACUGGGAUAACUUCCUUGGAACCAGUGCGAUGGACAUCUUUGGCUUCUCGAUCCCCAACGCCAAACUCAUCGCCGAUCAACUCGCCAAGGACACCGGAAGGGACGUUUACGUCCCCGACUACUACAAGGGUGAGUCAUGAAAUCUCCUGCAGCGAGUUAUGAAAUUCUCAAAGAGGUAGGUUGACGGACGAACCAUUUUCAUACUACCUUUCCGCGGAAAAUUGUUCAUAGGCGACCCCGCCCCCGCUUCCAAGCUAUCCCUCUCGAGCUCCCCCCAAGCCCAACUACCUCUCUUGACGAGGGCCAAGAAUCUCGGUGCGACCGUGUAUACCUUCGUUCGACAUGUUGGGGUCGUUUGGGCUUAUAGGAAUAGGGCGGGGGUGUUGGUGCCGAGGGCCAAGGAGGUGAGUUUGGUCGAGGAGCCAGUCUUGGGCGGAUUGCAGUGCAGUGCAGUGGACGCCGAACUGAUCUGCGAAUUGAUGCACUUUGUAGUUCUGCGAGGCGCUCAAGAAGGAGAAAGGAAUCGAACGCAUCGGAGCGGUCGGGUACGUUCGUUGCCCUGCUCUCAUCUGCCCAGCCCACAUACCUAGCUCACUCCACUCUCCACUCCCCAUCCACCCGCCAGCUACUGCAUGGGCGGCACCGUCGUUUGUCUCCUCGGCGGUAUGCCCGACCAAGUCAUCGACGUCUGUAUCAUUGCCCACCCUGGGCCUCUCAAAGUUGACGACUUUAGGAGGCUUGCCCUUCCGACGGCGUUGAUCGUUGCUCAGGAGGAUUUCGCGUUUGAUUCAAUCAAGGCCGAGGUCGUACCGCUCGUGGAGGGGAUGAAGGAGAGGACGGACGUGAGGAGGUAUGAGGGGACUGUGCAUGGUCAGUUUAAAAAGAUACCUUCGAUUAAUGAGAGACAAGUACGUGGCUAACUUGAAGGUACGAUUUUGCUCAGGCUUCGCUUCGAGGGCGGACUGGACCGACCCAGACACGAAGGCCGCGUUUGAGCAGGCGCUACAACAGACGGGGAACUUUCUCAAGGCAAAUUUGUAG
Molecule: messenger RNA, 1453 nt
Organism: Microbotryum saponariae
Lineage: Eukaryota; Fungi; Basidiomycota; Microbotryomycetes; Microbotryales; Microbotryaceae
Source: the annotation of a GenBank genome assembly